AUUGCGUGAUUGGUUGAAUCAGCCGGCGAAAAGGAGGGUAGCUGGUGUAGCUGGAGUAUCUGGCUUAGGAAUAGCCCCCAAAUGUGGGGGGUUGUGUGACUGGAACCUAUAAUUACCGGGCUUAGGCAGGUGGUCGGCCAGCAGGACUUGGAUUCAGAUUGAACGCGGUCGUUGGCGCGAACGGAACGGAACGGAAGCCACCGAAAAAGUCACCGAUGCACUCGCCCGCCCAGUCGCCCAUUUUGGAUGUCACCGAUUCCGAACUGGAUGCCGCCGAUCUGGAGUCGCAGAAGAAGACGCCCUCCUACUCCUCCUUUCCUGUGCCCCAGAAUCUAAGGCUACCCGGCAUCUGUUUCCCUGGAAUGAUCGGUGCUAAAAGAUCCUCCGAAUCUCUGCCUGCCUUCGAGUAUAUUGCUCCGCCCAGUCAUGCCCUCCAGGCCCUGGAGUUUCCACUCAUGGAGCUCAAUCGCGUGGGUGUGAUUGGCGGCGGAAUGUUUCCGGGUUUCAUGCAUCGGCGGGUUCGCGGCGAAAAGCGUCCCAUUCCGGAGGCCCAAAAGGAUGCCAAGUAUUUCGAGAGGCGCAAGCGGAACAACGAGGCGGCCAAGAAGUCCAGGGAUGCGCGUAAAAUCCGUGAGGAUAGGAUAGCUUUCCGGGCUGCUCUGCUGGAGCAGGAGAACUCCAUCUUAAGGGCCCAGGUCCUGGCCCUCAGAGACGAACUGCAGACGGUGCGACAGCUCCUGGGAGCCUCAACCACCGGCGGCAUGUUGUCCAUGGCCAGGCAGGUGUAGCUUACGUAGAAAACCAUCGAAAAAGAUCCGGAGAUUUGUACAUAACAGUGAAGUGGGCAGUGGUUCUACCAAUUUUUGUUAAUAUAUGUUUAAAAUAAACUUUUUUUCGAUUUUUUCGAA
Messenger RNA from Drosophila elegans, 908 nucleotides. RefSeq names its product hepatic leukemia factor. Gene Ontology annotation, cellular component: nucleus. The transcript has a single exon. NCBI's taxonomy places the organism in Eukaryota, Metazoa, Arthropoda, Insecta, Diptera, Drosophilidae. The record is from RefSeq and is a predicted model, not a curated record. Gene Ontology annotation, molecular function: RNA polymerase II cis-regulatory region sequence-specific DNA binding; DNA-binding transcription factor activity, RNA polymerase II-specific. Bases 216 to 788 code for a protein of 190 amino acids. Gene Ontology annotation, biological process: regulation of transcription by RNA polymerase II.